This is a messenger RNA of Cydia fagiglandana, 619 nucleotides long. RefSeq names its product protein chibby homolog 1 (gene Cby). The record is from RefSeq and is a predicted model, not a curated record. The transcript has 2 exons. NCBI's taxonomy places the organism in Eukaryota, Metazoa, Arthropoda, Insecta, Lepidoptera, Tortricidae. Bases 68 to 463 code for a protein of 131 amino acids.
UGGCAAAGGCCAAUGAGGCUGUGACUUCUCCAAUAAACAAACAAACACUCUUAGUAAGCUAAUCAAAAUGCCUUUAUUUAGUAAUAAGUUUACUCCUAAAACAAUUCCUGUGCGAAGAACGGAUACAUCGGUGAUAAAGAAGGAAUUUGGUAGUGACUACGCGUCUAAAGAGCUUUCGUUGGAGUUGAGUCCACCAAAAAUAAAGCUUGGGGACUUUGAGGUCACUUUUGAAGAUGGACAAUGGAUACCAGCAUCGGGCAAAGCCGGUGCAGCUCACAAAGAAAUAAUAAGACUAAAGAACGAGCUAGAACAGUUAGAGGAGGAGAACAACAUGCUGCGUCUCAAGUUCGAGAUAUUGUUAGACAUGAUGACAGACAAGACUGUGGAGGCGGAGCAAGCGGAGAUACAGAGAGCGCAGAGCCUGAGCUCGCUUAAGCAGAAGAGUAAAAAGCAGAAAUGGUAGCAUGUACGCAGAUUAUGCCACCUAUCCUAUUUCUUUGUCUCUGUCUUGCGAAUCACAUUUUGCUUAAUGAGAGAGAGAGGCGCAAUGACAUUGGACAGGUGGAAUACCAACCUAACCCCGGCUACACACGUAACGAUAAAUCGUAGCGAUUAAACU